UUUUACUCGAGAUUGUUCGAUGUGUGUGAGGUUGUAAAGGAUAAAGAAAAGGUGAGAAUGUGGGCUCUGAUUUAAUUGGGGCCUUAGGGUUAUCAUUUUAUCCCCUUCCUCUUUUUGUUUUUUCCCCUUUCCCCUUUUUCCUUUUGGAGUUUUUCCGUUACUCACAUCAUCAACAGAUGAAGAAAAACCACUUAAACCCAAACACACUCUUAAGUUGAAGCUUGUGAAGCUCUUUUGAUGUGACAAUAAAAGAGUCGGUAGAUAGACAGUAAAUGAGUUCACAAACACUUCAAUUUUAGAGGAUCCAGAUUAGCUUUUGCUCUCUGUUCUUCAGAUGUCUCUUUAGUGUCAUUGUACUACAUUUCAUUGUUGGUCAUUGCUUCUUUAGUUUACAAUGUGGGAGCCGUGGGGUUGGCAAAAGGAGGUCAAUUGUUUACAAAAGACAUCCACUUUUGACAUGUCUCAGGAGCUUUGGAAUGAAGUGCCUCAAAAUGAAGACGAGAGUUCCCACGUGUUUGAUGAUGAAACAACCCCAGUUAAGGCUUGUGGGGAUUUGGCUUACCGUGUUACUUACAGUGGUAAUAUAGUAAAGGAGCCAGAGGAAUGCAGGGAGACCUCUCUUCUCAAGAGACGUCGGAUGCUCCAGUUCCACUUGCACAGCAAUGACGUGCAUGUUUCUCUUUCCAAUGAAGAGAUGUCUUCAGCAUGCUUGAAAUUUAAUGAUGGGAAGGAGGACUUAAUCGAAGAUGCUUUCCCAGACAUCUCACAGUGGGUGCCUGGAACGUCAGGAAGUGCUUCUGCCUCCAGUUAUGAGGACCUUGAGCUGUCAGCUGAAGGAUGGCUUGCAGAAUGCUUUAAUGAUGCUGAAAUGGAAUUCAACACUGAUUAUAUGAAUGUUUCAGGGGCAGGUGAUGUUCAGAUUGAUGUUGCAGAGCUCUGCGACAUCCAACCGGCAAAUGAGCAAAAUGUGGUUAAGCAGCAUGCUACUCGACCACACAGAAAUGUUAUCUUCAAAGGAAGGAAAUCUAUGAUACAGAUGCCAACCAAGUUGGCAACUUCUGUGGCGUAUCCAUUUGCUUUCAUCAAACCUAGUGGUGCCCAAGGAGAUGUCACUCUGAAGGAAAUAAAUCAGCGGAUACAAACUCGGACAUAUUCGAAAUCCAAGCCAAAAGUUGAAGAUCCAUCUUCUUACCCUAAGUCAGCAUUUUCUGGGAAACCUGUUGUAGGCAAAACGAAAAUUCGUACAGAAGGAGGAAAAGGUAGCAUCACAAUCAUGAGAACUAAAGGCUGAAUUUAAAUUGUUGAGUCAUACCCUAGCGGGGUUGAGCUCAUUUUCUGUAAUAUCUAUACAUAUAUAUAUGACAUGUACAACAUGAAAUUGUAAUUUUUGUUCUUUUUAGCUAUUGCAUCUAUAAAUUACACCACCUUUAUGCU
Messenger RNA from Prosopis cineraria, 1434 nucleotides. RefSeq names its product protein XRI1-like. The record is from RefSeq and is a predicted model, not a curated record. Gene Ontology annotation, biological process: female meiotic nuclear division; male meiotic nuclear division. The transcript is spliced from 9 exons. Lineage: Eukaryota; Viridiplantae; Streptophyta; Magnoliopsida; Fabales; Fabaceae. Bases 395 to 1291 code for a protein of 298 amino acids.